Acanthaster planci (crown-of-thorns starfish) is the source of this 1192-nucleotide messenger RNA. Its product is annotated as BTB/POZ domain-containing protein KCTD6-like. NCBI's taxonomy places the organism in Eukaryota, Metazoa, Echinodermata, Asteroidea, Valvatida, Acanthasteridae. The record is from RefSeq and is a predicted model, not a curated record. Gene Ontology annotation, molecular function: protein binding. Gene Ontology annotation, biological process: protein homooligomerization.
GGAUUGGAAAUACUGCACAUGUAAUUCGUUGUUCACAUGCAGGGCAUUCUUAUACAGUGACAGUAAAAGUCCACAUGAUCUUCAACAACUGAAUCAGUCGGACAUUUCGUCUGGAGAGAAGCACAGGCAUGGAUGGCAUUGUGAGUCUCAAUGUUGGCGGCUGCCUGUACGCUACAACCCUGCUGACAGUGACCCGCUACCCGGAUUCCAUGCUGGGCGCCAUGUUCAGCGGUGAACUCGACCCGUCCCGGCGUGACGCAAACGGGGCCUUUGUCAUCGACGGGGACGGGCCAGUCUUUCGACACAUCCUGAACUUCCUUCGGCGAGGCAGGCUGAUUCUUCCAAAGGACUUCCAGGAGUGGGAUCUGCUGGAAUCCGAGGCCGACUUCUACCAGCUUGAGGCUUUGUCUGAGGCAGUGAAGGCCGAAAAGUAUCGGAGAUUCAUACCGGAAGACGCCAUCGAGGAGAAUUUUGAGUUCAUUGAGAUAUCCGUUUGUGAAAACCUGAGUUACAAAUAUAUUGGAAGCGAGAAGUAUUUGAAAAGUUCACGUGAUCUGACAGAGUUGCUCUUAGAGCGUGAUAUACUGGUAUCAAAUAUUUCAGAACAUAAUCGAAGCGACGGACGGAUGCAAAACACGACCUACACAAUUCAAGCGAGACCUGAUAGUGGGAGUGAUUUUCAAGCUGAAUUUGAACGUCGAAAGGGAUCGAUAUUCCGUGAAAUAACUACUAGACACAGGUUCAAGAUGAAAAGACGGUCCUACACUACGUCCCCUUCCGGUGCGAAAGAAUUCAAGUGGACAUUUUCCAAAUUCAAACAUCUUUAGUCUUUAGGUUGUUCCUCACUGAAUCAAGAGGCAGUUCUAAACACACCUGUCACAAAGCCACGAGGGACAGAAUUCUCGAACUCGGUAGAUAUGUUUGUUCGUUUUCAGGAAAGAAAUGUAGCAAAAUGUUUAUAAUUGAAACUUACGACGAUUUAAUAACAAACAUUUGCUUCCGUAUUUUAAGCAGCAGUAAAAGGAGCAAGGCAGUUUUUACAUAAUACAUGUUCAAAAAGAGUGAUCCCUGUUCACCACUCCCAAGGUUGUACCUUCUGAUAGACCGUCGCGGCGUUCCCAAUUUCAGUCGUAUUCCUGAACGUACAGUAUAAAUUAAAAACCCGUAGUGGGAUGGUACCAGGUGAUUAGGA